UUUUGUGCCUUUCAAUCUGCAAACACGUUACGUCCAAGUGCCAGUGUAUACGUUGUUCAGACUUUGGCUAGUGACUUAAUAUUUGAGUACAGAGAACCAAACGAAGCCAAGAUGACUUUGGAACAGCCAGCCGGUGAAAUGUGGCAGAAGAUACGCGAGGAGCUGAACGAAAAUGUGGAGACCAGAGACUCCGACCUCGCCCACAUCAAGGAGUGGCUGAAGAAGGAACCACAUCUACCUGAUGAAUUCGAUGACCAGCGCAUCAUGACCUUCCUCCGAGGUUGUAAGUUCUCCUUGGAGAAGACCAAGCGCAAGCUGGACAUGUACUUCACUAUGAGGACAGCUGUGCCGGAAUUUUUCACGAAUCGUGACGUCAAACGUCCAGAAUUGCAAGAAAUUUUGAGUUUAGUUCAAACUCCUGCAUUACCUGGCAUCACUCCCGAGGGCAGAAGGGUUGUUAUUAUGCGAGGACUCGAUAAAGAUGCUGCUACACCAAACGUUGCCGACGCUUUUAAGUUGGCCUUCAUGAUGGGAGACGUCAGACUUGCCGAAGAGAAGGAGGGAGUAGCAGGAGACGUGUACAUUCUGGAUGCUUCCGUGGCAACUCCUACGCACUUCGCCAAGUUCACACCGACCUUGGUCAAGAAAUUCUUAGUUUGUGUACAGGAAGCCUAUCCCGUCAGGCUGAAAGAAGUGCAUGUUAUCAACGUAUCCCCACUUGUAGACAAAAUCGUGAACUUUGUCAAGCCCUUCAUAAAGGACAAGAUCAAAGAAAGGAUCUUCCUUCACACUGACACUAACGAUCUUUACAAAUAUGUUCCCAAAGAAAUGAUGCCUGCGGAAUAUGGUGGUAAUGCUGGUUCUAUGAGCGACCUUCAUGCUUCUUGGGUGAAGAAACUAGACGAGUACACAGAUUGGUUUGCAGAGCAAGAGAAUAUCAAGGCAAACGAGGCUCUGAGACCAGGCAAGCCUACUAAUUACGACGAGCUGUUCGGAAUCGACGGCUCAUUCCGUCAGUUGGUGAUCGACUGAAAACUUUCUCAGAUACGUACGAAGAAUGUAAUUAAAAACUAUCGCGUCUAAUUCGAAUGUCCAAGCCCAAAUCAAAUACAAAAAAAAAACAAUUCCAUUUUCAAAUAUGUACGUUAAAAUAUAUCAAAACUGACAUUCUGUUAGACAAGCAUUUUUCGUACGCAAUUCGCAGCUUAGACUAAGUUUAUCCUAUCAAGUUUCAAUGAUAUCCUUAUCGCAGUAUUAUACCAUCUGAAUUAUCUCACUUGAACUUGGUUAGAUAUGCGUCUCUUCUAUCCGCUUAUUUUCAGUGAAGUAUCAAUAGUUCAAGUUAUUCUCAAGCGACGGAAUGCAAGUGUCUUCUGACGUCUUACAUCAAAACUGACAGUUGUCAAUUUGACACAUGUCAGAUUGUUUUGAGCCUUGAAUAUUUUGCAUUGUAUUACUAGUUUUUUUUUAAUUGUUAACCAAAGUUUGCUCAAUAUUGUUUAUGAGUUGAUAACGAUCGUAUAAAAUACGAUCUAGGUUUAAGUAUUAUCAAUAAAUACUCUUUUACAAA
Molecule: messenger RNA, 1570 nt
Organism: Bombyx mori (domestic silkworm)
Lineage: Eukaryota; Metazoa; Arthropoda; Insecta; Lepidoptera; Bombycidae
Product: alpha-tocopherol transfer protein-like
Exons: 8
Coding region: 112-1032 (306 amino acids)
Cellular component (GO): membrane
Molecular function (GO): phosphatidylinositol bisphosphate binding
Source: RefSeq, a predicted model, not a curated record